Eriocheir sinensis (Chinese mitten crab) is the source of this 2200-nucleotide messenger RNA. RefSeq lists its product as uncharacterized. The transcript is spliced from 6 exons. The coding region runs from base 3 to 509 and encodes 168 amino acids. Lineage: Eukaryota; Metazoa; Arthropoda; Malacostraca; Decapoda; Varunidae. The record is from RefSeq and is a predicted model, not a curated record.
AGAUGGAGGUGUGGCCAGGCCUGUACACACACCUCACCUCCCAGCUGAUGGCCCUGGCGCGGGGCAAGGUGGUGCUGGUGCUGGAGGUGUGGCCAGGCCUGUACACACACCUCACCUCCCAGCUGAUGGCCCUGGUGUGGGGCAAGGUGGUGCUGGUGCUGGAGGUGUGGCCAGGCCUGUACACACACCUCACCUCCCAGCUGAUGGCCCUGGCGCGGGGCAAGGUGGCGCUGGUGCUGGAGGUGUGGCCAGGCCUGUACACACACCUCACCUCCCAGCUGGCGCGGGGCAAGGUGGCGCUGGUGCUGGAGGUGUGGCCAGGCCUGUACACACACCUCACCUCCCAGCUGAUGGCCCUGGCGUGGGGCAAGGUGGUGCUGGUGCUGGAGGUGUGGCCAGGCCUGUACACACACCUCACCUCCCAGCUGAUGGCCCUGGCGUGGGGCAAGGUGGUGCUGGUGCUGGAGGUGACCAGUCUGACCUCACCCAAACAUUGUGGCAGGAACUGAGCACCACACAUCCACACACUGGGUGGGAGCUGCCUGCCGUCCAGGCCAAGAGUGCCGCCCACACCCUCAGUGCCUUGCUGGGCCACCACUGCCCCCCUGCUGGACCCCCCUGCAGCCAUCACCAAGCCUUCAGGAGACACUGCUGAGCCUGGUGUAUGUCCAGCGGGCACACUGGCGCUGCUUCCAGUACCAGGGUCCUUAUGCCAGCAGGAGGUGCGGGGCGAGGCUGACCCCAGCACCUUCACCCCGAGCCUCUCCUUCCAAGGCCUGGUGGGUGUCUGGCCCUUACGCCUCCAGACCAGAGACGCCAUGCAGCUCCUGACACCACAGACACAGCAGCUCAGGGAGAGGAUUGGUGAGAAACUGCUGCAGCUGAGGAGGGAAGAGGCCGUGGUGCUGAGUGAGUCUCCGAGGCUGUGUCUGGUGUGUGACGAGCAGGUGGAGCAACACGCAGCCUUACGGAAGGAGUGGCAUGGGUGAUGCAGAGGCUCUCACUCAGGUGGUGCUGCCCGUGGCCUACCAGUUCAACCCACAGCUGGUCCUGGUCACUGCCAGCCUUGAUGCUGGUGCGGGGACCCACUUGGAGGUUGCCGCGUGAGUCCCGAUUGCUUUGAACAUAUGAUGGCCCUUCUGUCUGGCCUGGCCAAGGGCCGCAUGGUUCUGGCACUGGAGGGCGGCUUCAGCCUCAACACCAUCAGCUACUGCAUGACGCUGUGUGCCAAGGCCUUGCUGGGGGAUCCGCUGCCCCCCCUUGAGCCAUUCACUUAAGCCCUGUUGGAGCAGCCCGUUUCGGGAGGCUGCUCUGUGACCAAGUGGCUCUUCGAAAGCCAAAAAACGCGGAGGCGAGAACACCAGCAGCUCCACCGUAAGGGUGCACUCAACCCGAAAAACUCCCGACUCGAAGCACAUUAAAGCUUGCUAUGUAAACGCUCGUAGCCUACGUAACAAAUUUGAAGACUUAGAAGUCCUCGCAGCUACAAAUCAUUAUCACAUCAUCGGAGUCACAGAAUCUUGGAUAGACACUUCAAAUAGAGAUUUCAUUGCGGAAUAUAGAUUACCGGGUUAUACCAUUUUUAGUCAUGAAAGAGAGAACAGACAGGGUGGAGGCGUUAUCUUUUAUAUCCACAACUCUCUCCAUCCAGUAUCCGUGAAAACAGAUAUUAUAACCAAUGUAGACACGGUCUUCAUUGAAAUUAAAAAUAAAUCUCGUAAAAUAGUAAUUGGACUUAUCUACAGACCGCCAAGGCAGACUCUUGAUAUCGACCACGCAUUAAGUGAAUUAUUAUUAGAAACAAGUAGCAGUUGCGAGGCAGUAAUUGUUGGGGACUUUAACUUGCCAGUGAAAAGAUGGGGUGAACCGUUGAACUGUCAUACAGGGCUCGACCUGUACACAAAUUUACUAGAAAGUGAUUUACAUCAACACGUUCAAGAACCGACUCGGGAAAAUAAUAUACUUGACCUUAUCUUUUCAACGACAGCUGAUCUAGUUAACGAAGUAAAUGUUGGUCCAAUUUUUAGUUCUAGCGAUCACCGAACAAUCACAUUCAGCAUCAAUAUGAAAGAAAGUAAAGUAACUCCUAGUAAAGAAAAGGUGCCUGAUUAUCAGAGAGCGAAUUUUGCAAGACUCCGAUCAAUUCUAAAUAAUUCUGACUGGACUGAAAUCACGGCGGAAACAGAUAUUGAUAAAUCUU